GUUCCUCUAAAAAAAGUGCUGUCAAUGUGGCUCUACGUUGAUCGGUGAGUGGCCAGGACAGGUGCAAUAGGACUACGGGCUGAGCGACGGAGACACGCUCCGUUACUACUUAGCAGGCUCGCCGGGCGAUUCGGCGACACUCGUGAUCGUUACUCUACCGCGAGACCACGAGGAUCACACGUCAAACGCGAAACUCUCCUUCGAGGCUGAUCAGUGCACGAUCAUCCAGCGACGACCAAACUAUUCUUCAAAAUCCAAUUUUUUUAUUGCACGAAGAAUUUCGUUUCGAAACUCGCGGCAUUAUACGGAAAAAAGCUUUACGAAAGCGAGUGAAAAGUUGUUUUCGAGGAACGAUCCGAGUGUCGGGCGGACGGAGAUCGGGGACUUAUGAGAUUUCGAUAAGUGUGGUCCAGGCUCGGACAAGAUGCUUCUCGACACCAAACCCCUCGGAAGCUACACGAAAACUAUCGAAGCCGACAAUGAUCAUCCGGCGCUCACCGAUCGCAGGAACGUUAUUAACAAUAAUAACAUUGAAAUAAGGAACACCAUCGAGGAGGAUCACAUCACGAUCGCCAAAGGAACGACCAUCCAGAAUUUUUAUGCCGGCCAAAGUCUUCUCAUUACAGGCGGAACCGGCUUCCUCGGUAAAAUUCUCGUGGAGAAACUGCUGCGAAGCUGUCCCGACAUAUCCACCAUUUAUCUCCUCAUACGAGCAAAAAAAAACAAAAAUGUACAGGACCGCGUCGAAGAUCUGUUCAAUGACCCGAUUUAUGAUCGAUUGAGGAAGGAAGUGCCGAAAUUUCGCCACAAACUCGUCGCCAUAUCUGGAGACUGUAGCAAACGAGGACUCGGACUUUCUUCAGUGGAUCGUGAGCGUCUGACUCGAGAGGUUUCGAUAGUGUUCCAUGGAGCUGCGACAGUCCGUUUCGACGAGAGAAUAGACAUAGCAUUGGCGAUAAACGCGGGCAGUGCUGUCGACAUGAUUGAUCUGUGCAAGCACAUGGAAAGGCUCAAAGCAGUUAUUCACGUGUCGACAGCCUACGCGAACUGUCAUCUGUCAACAAUCGAAGAAGCCUUUUACCCACAUACGACGUCGUACGAUGAAUUGAAGGCUCUUUUCACUGAUAUGGGCGAGAAAGAAAUGGCGAAAAUAACGCCAAAACUUCUUGGCGAGUGGCCCAACACUUAUACAUUCACGAAGGCACUCGCGGAACGCGUCAUCAAAGAGAAGAGUCAAGGUCUCAGCAUAGGAAUUUUCAGACCAGCCAUUAUCAUUUCUACAGCAUUCGAACCCAUACCAGGCUGGAUCGACAAUUUUUAUGGUCCGACCGGUGCCGUCGGUGCGAUUGAAACGGGCAUUUUGAAAACGAUGUACUGCCGUCAUUCGGUACAAGCGAACAUCGUCCCAGUUGACUUUACCGUGAAUGCUCUGAUAGUGAGUGCUUGGGACGUGGCCAGUCAGCCACAAAGGAGAGCCGAAAAUAUGCUCAUUUACAAUUACGUGUCGACGCUCGAGAACUCUAUUACGUGGAAGGACUACAAAGACAUUAAUUUGAUCCACGCAUCCGAGUUCCCAUUGAGCCAAGCCAAGUGGACUGUCUCCGUCACACUCCACGAUCACAAGUUGAUGGACUUUUUAAGCAGAAUAGUUUUCCAUUACAUACCUGCCCUCGUGAUCGAUUCUUUCUCCAUUUGCCUCGGAUAUAAACCAAAACUGUUGACUACGUACAGAAAACUUCAUAGAUUCAUCGACGUCGUCUCGUGGUUCUGCGUACGUGACUGGACCCUGACGAAUAACAAUGUCGAACACAUGUGGAAACGUCUCGAAACAAAGGACCAGCAAAUCUUUCGGUUCGACAUGAGACAAUUGAACUGGAAAAAAUACUUCAAAAAUUAUAUUAAGGGAGUGAGAGUGUACCUCUUCAAAGACGACCUCAGUACUUUGGAAGCGAGCAGGAAAAAAUCUGAAAGAUUCCGUUCAAUCAAUGCGACGAUAAAAAUUUUCCUUUGCGCCAUCUCGUUAUUGUUAUUUUGGAAAAUGUUGCCAAUAACUUUUUCGUGAGCUGCUCAAAGUGAAAUAUCAAAUUCCACGUUCAAUCAGAUUCCAUUAGACUUGGAAUGAGAUCGUCCGAUUUCCUGUACAUAUUAGUAUUCGUAAGGAAUUAAGAGCAACGUUAAUAUUAAGGAUUUUUCGUUGACGUAUGAUUUGUAGAAUAUUUGGCGACAUUUCACGAAAGUACACGUAAAAGUUCGGAGAAGGCAAGCAUUGACGAGCGAGGACGGUCGCGUUCGACGAAAACGAAAAUCCGUGUAAGAUUUUUACGAGGAGAGUGCGAACAGAAACUUUCUCUCGCAGGCAACAGGUCCAAAAUUAAAAACCGGUGGAGGUGACUACAAAAAACGAUAACUAGAAGGAAGAAAAAUCAAAGGAAGGCACCGCGGGCCGUCAUCAUAUUGCCGAAGUGCGACUCAGCUCAUUUUUGUCACGAUGUCUUAUUUAUACGUCAACUACGCCCCCAUUUUUUGUAUUACCCUUGAUGUUUUUUAAUAGACUAUAAACGAGUGAAUAAAAUCGUUGCGUUUCUCCCAAUUUUAUUGACUCUGCAGAGAAUAUCGAGAAAGGAGUCCAAACAGUUUUAAUUCAACGUUUAUCAAUUUCUUUAUCAUAACUGCGAGUGCAUAAAGUUGUGUCGAGUGCAAUAAUAAAUUGGUCCAAAAUUUUCCAGAAAACCGA
This is a messenger RNA of Venturia canescens, 2734 nucleotides long. Its product is annotated as fatty acyl-CoA reductase wat-like. Gene Ontology annotation, biological process: long-chain fatty-acyl-CoA metabolic process. The record is from RefSeq and is a predicted model, not a curated record. The transcript has 10 exons. NCBI's taxonomy places the organism in Eukaryota, Metazoa, Arthropoda, Insecta, Hymenoptera, Ichneumonidae. Gene Ontology annotation, cellular component: peroxisome. Bases 425 to 2062 code for a protein of 545 amino acids. Gene Ontology annotation, molecular function: alcohol-forming very long-chain fatty acyl-CoA reductase (NADP+) activity.